AUGGCUCAAGGCUCCCACGAAAAGCCAUCUCACGACGCUGCCCAUGAGGCAGAAGUUGGCAGAGAGGUUGACGCUCUCCCAGAGACCAAAUGGAAGCAUCCUCUCGAUGCGGAUGAAGCCAUGGUUGCCGUUUCCGCUCUUGGAAAUGUCGAGAUCGAUGAUGCAACGAACAAAAGACUCCUCCAGAGGAUCGACAUGCGACUAAUGCCGUUACUCUGUCUCGUCUACGCGCUGAACUUCCUUGACAAGUCCACCUUGUCUUUCGCAAGCGUCAUGGGAAUGAAAGAAGACAUCAGAUUGAAAGGCGGCAACUAUGAGUGGCUGAGCUCCAUGUUCUACUUCGGCUACCUUGCCUGGGAAUACCCCACGAAUCGCUUGCUACAGAGGCUGCCUCUCGCCAAGUAUUCCGCUUUCUGUAUCGUAGUGUGGGGCGUGGUACUUUGUUGUUUCGCAGUCGUUUCCAACUUCAAGCGAGCCCUGGCCCUGAGAUUCUUUCUGGGUGUAUUCGAGGCUGGAGUGACCCCUGGAUUCGCGUUAUUCACAUCCCAGUGGUAUACCAGAAAGGAGCAGGGCUUCAGAACAGGCAUAUGGUUCAGCUUCAAUGGUAUCGGAAUCAUCGUUGGUAGCCUUCUGGCGUACGGCAUCGCCGAAGGCACAAAAGCACAUGGAACUACAAUAGCUCCGUGGAAGAUACUCUUCGUGAGCACCGGACUAUUCACUAUCGUGAUAGGUGUCGUCUUUUGGUUCGUGAUGCCCGAUUCUCAGCUCAACGCCCGCUGGUUUGGUGACGACGACAAACGGCUCGCGGUCGCGCGAGUUCGAAUCAACGAGCAAGGUAUUGGCAACAAACACUUCAAGUUCUACCAGUUCAAGGAGGCAAUGCUCGAUCCCAUGACUUGA
Exophiala xenobiotica is the source of this 900-nucleotide messenger RNA. RefSeq lists its product as uncharacterized. NCBI's taxonomy places the organism in Eukaryota, Fungi, Ascomycota, Eurotiomycetes, Chaetothyriales, Herpotrichiellaceae. The record is from RefSeq and is a predicted model, not a curated record. Bases 1 to 900 code for a protein of 299 amino acids. Gene Ontology annotation, molecular function: dipeptide transmembrane transporter activity; allantoate transmembrane transporter activity. The transcript has 5 exons. Gene Ontology annotation, biological process: tripeptide transport; transmembrane transport; dipeptide transport. Gene Ontology annotation, cellular component: plasma membrane.